AGCUUCACGCUAAUAUCGUCGGUCGACCCGUACARUAGUCUCUCCGGUUGCGUUUACCAAUUAACAUUAUUACCAUUUUUUUUUAUCUAUUUAAUUUUUGUAUUAUACCGUUUUUUUUUUGGAUAAAAAACACAUCGCUAAAUUUACCGAAAACGACGUGUGUACGAAAAUGAUAAUACUACGUUAAUAACGCGUUCGAUUCGUGUCCGGCGUCGAUCUCGUAUAAGUUCCGAUGGAGUAAUCGUAGUUUUGAUAAAUAAAAACAAAAUGACGUCCAUCGCGUCAACUUGAACAACCUGAUAUUUUUAACUUAACAAAAUGGUAAAACGUAUUAGUAAGCACCAUUAUGUGGCCACACCCGGCAGCAGCAAACCCUACCACAGAUCAUCGGAGACGCUACCAUAUGUGCACAGAGGAUAUUCCACAGAUGGUGAAGACAGUCAAAGAACUUUGUCCGAGUACACGAUCGCCACAGACAGACCGUCGUCUCGCGGUCAACGGACGCCACCCAGGUCGAAGAGGUCCCGAAGUCUGGAGAGGCCGUCCAGCAGCUCCCGGGCCAGGUCGGCGGCCAGCCACCAUGAUUCGGACGUUUACGUGACCAGCGCUGCUUACAGGCCACCGUCCGAAAUGAGUCGAGGAUCUCAUUACACCAGCAGGAGCAACAGAAGUAGAGGGCCGGCACCCAGCCACUACUCGUACCGGAGCAACGGUCUUGCCCCCUCCGAAGUGUCGACGGUCAAGUCCAAGAUCACGCGCAAACCAGGCGUCACUAUUGAGACCAUGUCGGCGCCGAAUCCGUUUUGCCCGAACACCAAGGGUAUGUGCUGCCUGAUGCUGCUGCUCAACCUGGGACUCAUAUUGGUCACGUUGGGUUUCGUCAUCGUUAUACAAUUUUUCGAACCGAUGUUCGUGUGGGUAUUGGGCAUAAUAUUCCUCAUUUUCGGCUUCUUGACACUCAUGGGCAGUCUAAUCUACUGUGUGACGGUGUGCAGGGACGCUAAGACACCCAAGGAGGUAGCAAUGCAAAAUCACUACUGGACUCAUCAUUGGCAAAAGAGCUUUGGUGCCACACCAGAAAUACAUUACAAGACGGAGAAAUAUCCGCCACAGGCUGUGCACCACUCGGAYCAUGACGAGUACAGCGAUCGAUUUUCAAUUGGCAAACAAUCGGACAGGCACAUGCACGGACACAGAUACUAAUCACUUGAUUAAUCAUAAAUGUACAUAAAUGUUGUAAUGUGUUUUUUGUAAGCUGUAAAUAUUUUAAUGAAGUAAUUUUUGUCAAUCAAUACCAAUAAUAGGUAGUGAUUAUUAUAAUCUGACACCCAUGUUUAUAAUAUCAAAUGUAUAAUAUAAAAAUAGGUAAUAUUUUAAUAAUUAUUACUAAUCAUAUAAACU
Molecule: messenger RNA, 1401 nt
Organism: Diuraphis noxia (Russian wheat aphid)
Lineage: Eukaryota; Metazoa; Arthropoda; Insecta; Hemiptera; Aphididae
Source: RefSeq, a predicted model, not a curated record